Messenger RNA from Salvelinus sp. IW2-2015, 1111 nucleotides. NCBI's taxonomy places the organism in Eukaryota, Metazoa, Chordata, Actinopteri, Salmoniformes, Salmonidae. The record is from RefSeq and is a predicted model, not a curated record.
AUCAAAUGUAACUUUAAAAACUAUUUGAUCUUUUAAAAGAUUAUCACAAGACCAGAUCAAAACAAGUAUUUAGCACCRUCAAUGUGUCCAGCCAGAUCCACCAGCUGAAGAUGAUUAAAGUCUAAUCUAGGCAAUCUAAUCCACACUAUGAAAGCAUCUUAUUUUUCAAGAUUCCAGUCCAAUUAACUACCACACGUUUUACUGGGUUCAUGGGUGUCUUAUGCAUCUCAGUGUCCAUUCAGCCAUGAAAGAAAGCCGUCUUCUGCUUCGAUCUCCUCCUCCACUCUCUCCGURUUGCCCUCUUCUCCGUGGGUAUAAAAAGGACAGUUCUUUACCAGCUUCACUUCAUCUGGAACCUCCAGCCUCAUCAAUCCAAACUACUGAACCACARACGGCCUGUGAGUAUCAUAACGGGAGUUUACCAACUUAAGUAUCUGGGUAUAGCAUGUAUCCUGCUAAAUGCUGUGUUACGGGAGAUAACUCCAAGCAGUGAUUUCAAUAAUCUAAAAACGGAAAUGUCUUUGGAGGCCACUUAAACUCUUGCCAACUGUCAAAAUGCCUCAUGUGAAGGGUGUUAUUCACCUUUUGAAAGGUGGUCCAUUGAAUGGCCCAUUWUUGUACUAUUUCAAAAGCUAUUCAUUUAUACAUUUUUGCCAUGGAAAUAUUUGCUAAGGGAAUUUAGAAAAUGCAAGGUAUAUAUUACAUUUUCRGCUAAGCAGGGUUUAUUUACUUAUUCUUUAUUUCAGAAUCAUGAGCAGGAAUUACAUGUCCAAGUAUGAUGAGAUGCGUAAGGGAGACUACAUAUGGUCCAAUAACAAGGAAUACAAGGCAGUUUUCCAGGAGGACGGUAACUUUGUCAUCUAUGGCUGGKGGCAGAUGUGGUCCUCUGACACCGCCGGCCAGGUUGACGCCUACCGCCUGUGCAUGCAGGACGACUGCAACUUUGUCAUGUACAAGAGGGAUAACAAGACGAUGUGGCAAACCAAGAGCCAGGCUCAAGGCAAGGUCAAGAUGUGCCGCAUGUACCUGCGCAACGACGGCAACCUGGUCGUUGAGAAGGACGGUGAAGAAAUGUGGAACUCUUCUUCCUCCAAGGGCCACAAGCAGUGAA